GUUGCUGUCAUUCCGCCGAGACUUCACAAGACAAUUGAUGAGAUCGAGGACGAGGCGCACUUCGAUAAAUCUGCAAGAAGAGAGACAGUAAAAAGAGCCCAAAUGUAGAAACGCAAGCUUUGGAGCCAAUCCUGUCUCACGACCUUCUUAUCUUAUCAGCUAGGACCUACAGUACAGUACAGUAGUGGGGAAAAUUUACGACUUGCCAGUUCUCACCGGACUUCUUGUUAUCCUCGAUCUCAAGACACCUUACGAGAGCCUACCUUGGCUCAGAGACCUUCAAAAUGCCUCACAAGCACACAAGACGGGUAAAGGACCCCUCGACAUUUGAUCUACCGCCCUCGCAAGUCGCAAAACCUCUUCCUACGAGCGCAGCACCCAAGACAAACGGACCGCAGCCAAAAGGCAAACCGCAGCCAAAAGGCAAACCGCAGACAAAGGGCAAUGAUAGGACGGACAAGAAAAAACUCAAGAGGAAACGGGAUGGCGUCGAGCAAAACGACGCGCCUCGGGCGUUCAAGAGGCUAAUGGCCUUCGCGGGAGGGAAUAAGCCACGAUCCGGCCUUGAUGAUGGCACGCCGGCCCCAAAGAACAAGAAAUCAGGGAAGACAGCCGAGAUCGAUGCAGGAUCUGAAGGAAAAGAGGCCGUACCGUCUAUCCGGCCCGGCGAGCGGAUGUCCGAAUUCGCAACCAGGGUGGAUGCAGCCUUCCCUCUGAGCGGCUUGAUCACCAAGACCACAAAGGGCAAGGACCCGCUGGGCCUAAAGGUGUGGCGGACCAAGAAAGAGAGGAAGAUGCACAAGCUCUACGACCAGUGGAGAGAGGAGGACAAAAAGGUCCAGGAGAAGAGAGAAGAGGAACUCGAGCUCGCCGAGGAGCGUGAGAUGGACGAUGAGGCUCUCGGCGUGAAAUGGAGGAUGGACCUCGAGGAUGCAAUGUCAAAGAACAAGAAGAAGAAGAAGGGUGCGAAACGGGGCAAGUAUGUGGGAGAGACGGCUGGGGCAGAAGAGGAUCCUUGGGAGGAGCUGAAACGGAAGCGGGGAGAGCCCAAAAUCGGCCUUCACGAUGUGGCAUCAGCGCCUCCAGAGCUUAAGCCAGUGAUGGCCAAGUUCACGGUGCGUGGAGCCACGGUGGAUGUUCAAGACAUUCCAAAGUCGGCUGGCAGUUUGCGGCGAAGAGAAGAGCUGCAAGGUGUGCGUAACGAUGUGGUUGCCGAGUACAGGAAGAUAAUGGAGGGGAGACGCUCUAGUCGUGCUAAGAAAGGCGAGAAAAAGUAAAGGUACUCGACUUGCGAUUGGGUUCACGUGAGCUUCUCAGUUCUCACCAACUUCCAUAGUAUUUUAGGUACCUAUCUGACGUGCGUAAAUCACAAACACUUGUGAGAAAUAAAUGCGUUCAAUACCG
This is a messenger RNA of Phialemonium atrogriseum, 1404 nucleotides long. RefSeq lists its product as uncharacterized. The coding region runs from base 285 to 1277 and encodes 330 amino acids. The record is from RefSeq and is a predicted model, not a curated record. Lineage: Eukaryota; Fungi; Ascomycota; Sordariomycetes; Cephalothecales; Cephalothecaceae. The transcript has 2 exons.